This is a messenger RNA of Racocetra persica, 1151 nucleotides long. Lineage: Eukaryota; Fungi; Glomeromycota; Glomeromycetes; Diversisporales; Gigasporaceae. The record is from the annotation of a GenBank genome assembly.
GUGUUAUGAUUCAACCGAGAAGAGUUUCUCAGAAUAUGCUUGAGAGUUUAUUUGGAACAAUCAGAGAAAUGGGUGGUAAUUCUUCCACGCAAACUGUUCAAUCCUAUGGGUAUGCGAUAAACAAAUUAACAAUUACAAUACAAAUGACAUCAGAAAUAAAAAGCUUGAAUUAUGGUUUAGCUGAUGGUUUAGGCAUGCUCACUGAUUUAAAACGAAGAGUUAAGAUACUUUCCACUUUUAGUCACCAAAUAUUUCAAGAGCUUCUUAAUGAUGAUUUGCUUGAAAGAAUGCAGCUGAUUGAAUUUUUAUUAUAUGAAGAAGGUGUUGAAGCUUUUUUAGUAACUUUGUCAGAAAAAAUUCGUCAAAUGGCAUUAAAUUCUGUUCCAUUAAAAAAAAGCACACGGUCAACAAAUCUGGAAAAUAGAUUAAAUAAUUACAAAUGUGCAGCUUAUAUGCUACUUGAAAAAACCAUAAGAAUUAUGUUUAAACAAGCAUAUAGUGAACAAUAUCAUAGUCAGCUCAUUUUGAAUUAUACAGAAUCGUGGACUGUAUCUAAAAAAAUCGUUAGCUUAGAACUGGCUGAGGUAUCAAAGUUCCAAUAUAUUAUUGGAUGGACUAUAUAUAAAUUGACUAAAAAUGAUCAACUUACAUUAGCACAUAAAGAGUUUACAAAAAUUAGAUCAUGCCUGAAUGUUCUUAGCUUUGAAGAUAUAGAAUAUGUAUGUGACACUCGUUCAAAGAUGACGACGAUUAUUCCAGGGGCCAAUUUUAUUCAAUUUAUGUAUUAUUUAGAGUCACCUAUCCUUCAGUUAUUUGAAAAACAUAUUGAAUAUGAUUUAAAAAAUGAUGCAACAAAAGAGAAUAAGCUAAAAAUAAAGUCCAUUAUAUUUAAGAAAGAGAUGCUACCAGAAGAUCUUGACUUGGCACUUUGUCUGCUUAAAAUUUGGACUCGAGAUAAUGAAGCUAAAAGUGCAUUUGAGAAGGUAUUUACAUUGUCUGAUCUUAAGAUUCUUGUCCAAGCAUUUCAAAAUGAACCAGUAAAAAUGAAAGAAAAAAAAAAGUCUGUCCUUCUGGAUCUAUUGUUUAAUCAUUUGCAAAGCAGCUCAGAAUUUAAUAAAGAAAUGAAAAAGAAAGGUCAACUUUUUGAUUAA